AUGGCUUUCAUUUGCAAUGGUCAGGACCAACUCAUCUUCAUGGAGCAAGACCAGACCGAAACCAAGCAUCAUAAGCGCCUUCGCGAAAUGUUUCGAUUAUUUCAGCGUACGAAAAAACAGAGAGAAAAAGCGAGCCAGCGCUCUGACGAGGAGUCGAAAGAGUCCAAAGUUACGACGCCAGCAGCACCGCCAACAGUACAGUCGCAACAAUCACGAAGACUUUCUUCUUUGGGUGCCAAACGUCAAAGUAAAUCGCCAGCGCAAUCUCGUUCUCCAAGUAAAGAAACUAGAAAGUCUCCAUCGAAGAAGACAUCCGAAGCCGAAGAAAGUGCUACAACAGUAGAUGAGGAUGAAACAGUGGACGAGACUGCCUCAGCGCGGAAGCGACGCUUGAUACGGAAGAAAUACGGGAUUCAGAUAAAAGAUGAAGAUUUCGUCCAACGAGAAUGCAAAGAGGAAAUUGAAGAGUUUGAAAAUGUUGCCGUGGCACUUCGGCCUGCCGCCACUAAAAUGAGAAAAGCAAAACUUAGAUGGAAAGCUGUUUCACCUAAGAAGGAUAUCGAGGAAGAAACACUAGAGUCUCCUCCUGAUAUUACUGGAACUGGUUGGGAAGAGUCAAUGUCCGUUCCUUCAGAAUCGGAUUUUACGGAAACUACGCAUGAUGAAGACAAGAACUUGAGCGAGAAGUAUGCCAAAAGAUAUGCCGAACUCAAAGCAAAUCCAAAAGAGAACGUUGAACAAUUGCUGAAAGAACUUCACACGUUAUUCUUGCGAGUAAGCGAGCUAGAGCAAUUGGAGAAAACUUAUCAGGAGCAAAUCCAAGAACUAAGGAAACAGUUGGCCAUGAAAGAUGAGAAGAUCUCCGAAUUGAGCAAAAAGAGCGUAGGUACUGUUGCUGCGCUUCCCGCAACGAUGGGAAAGGAGGUUCUGGUGCAGAAAACGGCAGAAAAAGAAGAUAUGGUACCUGCGAAGAUCGAGAACGAGACGUUGACGAAGAAAACUGUUGAAAAGGAAAAAGAGGCGGCUGCCAUUGCGGAAAAGGAGAAACCGACGAAGACUUCAGCAGAAGGAGAAAAAAUGUCUGCGAAACUCGAAGCUGUUGCUAAGCGAGGUUUGGACAUCUUACGAAGAAAUCAGCUGCUCGAACAAACACUCAACGACAACGAAGCUAGAAUAAUUGCCAGCUUCUUUGAAUCCGAAGAACCCAAACCUGACAAAAAGGUGGUCGAUCUUAUUGAUAAAGCUUUAAGCUAUGGUGUAGAGGUUUUGCUCACAAGACCAGAUCUUUUCGAGGAUUUUGUUGACAACGAACUGAGGCUGUUUUUGAUUGACGCCGAUAAGGCAAAGCGCAUUCUCCUCGACUGCAUGCUUCUUCAUCCUCAGUAUGUCCCGACCAAGUGGGGAGGCAAUAUUAUGAAAAAACGACAGCGAGAAGUCCAGGAUAAAACAGCGGAAAAAGCGGAGGAAAAGAGUAAAGUGAAAGAAGAAGCAGUCAAAAAGGAGGACGAAAAGAGCAAGCCGACAGAAGCGAGUACCGUACAAGCUGCUCUACAAACCACUCGAAAUAUUUUUGACUAUUUGGUGGAAGCUAGUAAGUGGGCAGCAUCUGCAAGUACGCCCAGUGCACCGUCCGCCUCCUUCUCCAAAGAAAAGUCAACAACAGGAGAGAAAACGGUAGAGAAGACGCUGCCGAAGAGCGAGAGCAGUAAGAGCGAGAGCAAAACAGAAAGUGAUAAGAAGAACGAAAAAGAAAUAAAAGCACAGCCAAAGCCAUCUGAAAGCAAAAGCGAAGAGGAGACAAGAAUCAAACAGCAAGCUGCUAAAAAACCAGUCAAGGAACACAAGGAACAAGGGACAAGAAAUCAUGGGAAGGGUUGGAAAACUCACAAAAGUGGAUCGAAAAGCCCAGCAAAAACCUUAUGGGUACAAGAUCGGGAGCGGCAUUUGCGCAGCCAAGCCAAGGUAAAACAACGGCCGAAGAAGAAAAAUUGA
Cylicocyclus nassatus is the source of this 1992-nucleotide messenger RNA. The record is from the annotation of a GenBank genome assembly. Lineage: Eukaryota; Metazoa; Nematoda; Chromadorea; Rhabditida; Strongylidae.